Messenger RNA from Nannospalax galili (Upper Galilee mountains blind mole rat), 1289 nucleotides. RefSeq names its product anti-silencing function 1A histone chaperone (gene Asf1a). The record is from RefSeq and is a predicted model, not a curated record. The transcript has 4 exons. Gene Ontology annotation, molecular function: histone binding. Bases 434 to 1048 code for a protein of 204 amino acids. Gene Ontology annotation, biological process: DNA replication-dependent chromatin assembly. Lineage: Eukaryota; Metazoa; Chordata; Mammalia; Rodentia; Spalacidae. Gene Ontology annotation, cellular component: nucleus.
CCCCCCGCUGGCGGCGGCCUCCGCGCGGGCCUCCCAGCCCCUAUUCCACUCACUUUGUUCUGCGCCUUUGUCCUGGUCCACACCAGCAGGUGGAGCCGCAGUUAAAGUUUCUGAGUCCCUUCCCCGAGCGGGAGCCCCUCUUGCUCGCCACCGAGGCCCUCGCUGGAGGAGGAGGGUCAGAGCUCUGGGCAGCCAAUCGCGGGCAACGCUGCUAGUUAUCGGAGCAGAAUGGGCUGUAGUUUAGUGAAAUAGGAAAGCUGCAAAACACUGAGGAGUGCCGCCGUGUAAAUAAAAAGGGGAAAAAAAAAGUUUCUCAAGUCGCCGCUGCACAACGUCGGGCCGCACCGGGGCAGGGGUCUGCGCUCUCCAGCGGCCGCGCGCUGGACUCUGCUGCCGCCAGCCCCGGCCCCAUUGUUUGUGUUUUCUUCAAAAUAUGGCAAAGGUUCAGGUGAACAAUGUAGUGGUGCUGGAUAACCCGUCGCCUUUCUACAACCCGUUCCAGUUUGAGAUCACCUUCGAGUGCAUCGAGGACCUGUCUGAAGACUUGGAAUGGAAAAUUAUCUAUGUGGGCUCUGCAGAAAGUGAAGAGUAUGAUCAAGUUUUAGACUCUGUUUUAGUGGGCCCUGUUCCUGCAGGAAGGCAUAUGUUUGUAUUUCAGGCUGAUGCACCUAAUCCAGGACUCAUUCCAGAUGCAGAUGCUGUAGGUGUAACAGUUGUGCUAAUUACUUGCACCUAUCGGGGUCAAGAAUUUAUUAGAGUUGGCUAUUAUGUAAAUAAUGAAUAUACUGAAACAGAAUUAAGGGAAAAUCCACCAGUAAAGCCAGACUUUUCUAAGCUUCAAAGGAACAUUUUGGCAUCUAAUCCCAGAGUUACAAGAUUCCAUAUUAAUUGGGAAGAUAACACAGAAAAACUGGAAGAUGCAGAGAGCAGUAAUCCAAAUCUACAGUCUCUUCUUUCAACAGAUGCAUUACCUUCAGCGUCAAAGGGAUGGUCCACGUCAGAAAACUCACUCAAUGUAAUGUUAGAAUCCCACAUGGACUGCAUGUGACCACCCGCCAUCCCAUUAGUACAAAUUAAGCUAUUAAAAACAGAACUAUUUCCCUGAAAUUCCGUAAGUACAUAGGACACAAUGUGAAGAAUUUGUUUAAAAACAUCCUGUAGAAAAUUUAUAAGGAAACCAAUAUUUGAGCAAAUUGUGGAAUAUAAAUACAACUAUUUUUAAGUAAUUUUUUCUCUAAUGUGUUAUUUUAUUUGUUCUUGAAACUAAUCUGAUUAAAGCAUAUAUAUUA